AAUCUCUCUAUUUACUCUCUCUCUUCCAAACAAGCUCAAAUUAAGAAACAAAGCAGUUAGAAAUCCAGGCGAAGCUUUCUUCUUGGGGAGAUCUUCAUAGAUCGCCGUCUUUAUCUGCACCAAUUCGUCGCACAAGCAAGAAGAAAAUAGCACAGAAGGAAUAGGUGUAUGAUUUCCUGUUCUGCUUUCAAUUUCGAAGCAGGAAUCUAAAAUACUGAGGAAUAACAUUAUAAGAAGUUUUCGCAUUUGGUAGCACCACAUAUGUUAUGCAAGGAUUUGCUAAGUCAACUUGAUAUUGACUGGUGAAACUGGAAUGACCACGGUUUUGUCUAAGGGAAGUUCCACAAUGACUUCCUAUCCGAAGACAUUUACGUCAAUAGUUUUUGUAAUAUGUGGACUAGCAGUGUUCUUAGUGGCUGCCUCGUUGCUUCUGGUUUCACACCCAAUAGGCUCAACUGUUCGUGGGUACUUCUAUGAUGUUGAUCAUUCAAAGAAAAUUGAUACAGUUGAUGGUACCGCAGAUGCUCCAAAUGGUGUAGAGAAUGAUCUAUUUGUUGGUCCUAGUUUGCGGAAUAGUACCAAUAUUGUGCAGUCAGAACUCGUUGUCCCCUCAGAUUUCAUACCUGAUGUUAUGACAGAUAAUAAUUCAAUGGAUACAGGUUGUGAUUUGUUCCAUGGAGAAUGGGUAUACGAUUCAAAAGGACCAUUAUACACCAACAAUUCAUGUCCUGUCUUGACACAAAUGCAGAACUGCCAAGGAAAUGGAAGGCCUGACAAAGAUUACGAAAAUUGGCGAUGGAAACCUACUAAAUGUGACCUUCCUCGUUUUGAUGCAAAGAAGUUUUUGGAAUUAAUGAGAGGGAAGACAUUGGCUUUUAUCGGCGACUCAGUGGCUCGUAAUCAAAUGGAAUCACUUAUGUGCAUCCUUUGGCAGGUUGAGGUUCCCAAAAACCGAGGAAACAAAAAAAUGCAGCGAUUUUAUUUCAGAUCGACAUCAACAAUGAUAGUCAGAAUAUGGUCAUCAUGGCUAGUUCAUCAAACGUCCCAACCAUUUGAUUUUGCCCCAGAAGGUGUAACCAAACUCCAUCUUGAUUUACCAGAUGAGACAUUCAUGCAGUUCAUCCCCGAUUUUGAUGUAGUUGUUCUUGCUUCCGGCCACUGGUUUGCAAAGCAAUCUGUCUAUAUACUAAACAACGAGAUCGUGGGGGGACAACUAUGGUGGCCAGAUAAAUCCCGUGAGAUGAAACUCAACAACAUUGAAGCAUUUGGAAUCUCUACUGAAACCAUUCUAACUGCCAUGGUUACACAUCCGAAAUACACUGGUUUGACUAUAGUUCGUUCGUUUUCACCCGAUCAUUACGAAGGCGGGACAUGGAAUACGGGCGGGUCAUGCACAGGAAAAACUAAACCCGCUUUAGAUAGUGAAAUUGUGGAUAACGGGUUCACAAACAUAAUGCAUGAGAAGCAAGUUGGCGGUUUUAACAAGGCAACUGAGAAGGCAGGAAAUAAAUCUAGAUUGGAGUUGUUGGAUAUUACUAAGAUCUUUGCAUACCGACACGAUGGACACCCUGGCCCGUAUAGGAGCCCGGACCCUAACAAGAUUACCAAACGCGGACCUGACGGGCGACCUCCUCCUCAGGAUUGCUUGCAUUGGUGCAUGCCCGGUCCUGUUGAUACAUGGAAUGAAAUGGUUUUUGAAACCAUAAGGAGAAAAUUUGAGACCAAGUAAGUAGUUUUUUGUUUUUUUUUUAUCUUCUUGCAAUUUAGACAUUUGGAUUAGAAACUUACAUAUUGUCUAGAAAUACUGUAAUGUGUUAGAAUUUGUUUAUAUCGAGACUAUUCUUGAUACAAUUAUUUUUGUAACAUUCCUAAUAUUAUUGAA
Molecule: messenger RNA, 1882 nt
Organism: Impatiens glandulifera
Lineage: Eukaryota; Viridiplantae; Streptophyta; Magnoliopsida; Ericales; Balsaminaceae
Product: protein YLS7-like
Exons: 4
Coding region: 314-1729 (471 amino acids)
Cellular component (GO): Golgi apparatus
Molecular function (GO): O-acetyltransferase activity
Source: RefSeq, a predicted model, not a curated record